Messenger RNA from Spirodela intermedia, 441 nucleotides. The record is from the annotation of a GenBank genome assembly. Lineage: Eukaryota; Viridiplantae; Streptophyta; Magnoliopsida; Alismatales; Araceae.
AUGGCGCGGGAGAAGAUAAAGAUAAGGAAGAUAGAGAACACAGCGGCAAGGCAGGUGACCUUCUCGAAGAGACGGCGGGGGCUAUUCAAGAAGGCGCAGGAGCUGGCCAUCCUGUGUGACGUCGACGUUGGACUCAUCGUCUUUUCCUCCACAGGAAAGCUCUACGACUUCUCCAGCACCAGGUGCCCACAGUUCCAACCUCGUCGCCCACUUUCCCUUUUUAGAUCUCUUACAUAUUCCAUGAUUAUUGGUGCACGUAAUUCUUCACGUCCUUCCGCCCCCAUCCCUCUCUCUCUAUACCUCUCGUCACCCGUGUUGUCAAAUUUAUCUUACACUAUUCUCUCUCUCUAUUUUCUCUCCUGUCUGAGGUUGUCCUUUACAGACUACAUUAAACUGCAAGGACAUGCGUGUGAAGAAAGCUUACAUUUCUGUCCAGAAUAG